Molecule: messenger RNA, 3274 nt
Organism: Peromyscus californicus insignis
Lineage: Eukaryota; Metazoa; Chordata; Mammalia; Rodentia; Cricetidae
Gene: Prr5
Product: proline rich 5
Exons: 8
Coding region: 1634-2797 (387 amino acids)
Biological process (GO): TORC2 signaling
Cellular component (GO): TORC2 complex
Source: RefSeq, a predicted model, not a curated record
AGUGUCCUGUGCAUGUCAGUAUGGCUGGGAAGUGCACAAGCUGGCUUUUUCCUGCUCCCUUGAGCAGAGCUUCCGGCCAGGAUGCCCAGCGCUCCCUCCGUAGUUGGUUGAGCACCUUGCACCUCUCUGGGCGAGCAGUCUCAUCCCUGCUUUGAUGAGAAGGAAUGGAAGCCCCCUCAACAACCCCCACCUGAAUGCUUCCUCUUCCCAGACCUGGGUUCCUCGACAUGGAUCAGGAAGUUGGUGCCUGCCGUUGUCACCUCCACCCUUGUUCGGAGGCUGGUGAGCCCAUCUGCCGCUGACCCCCAAGUCCACACUGGCAGGGACAGACAGCCUGGAGCCAUUGACUGGGAAGGAGGCUGGGGAGCCCAGCCCUUCCCCGGCCGCCGUCAUUUCUCAGUAGCUUGAGUGGCCUUAGGCUCCGGGAGAGUUCUUGUGAACAAGGAGUUGUCUGUUUACCACUGCCUCCUCAGACAGGCAUGUGGGGGUGUCCGGUAUACAGUGGGUGCUUAGGAAAUGCUGGCUGAGUGUAGUUGAACCGUGACUCUGCUCUCCUGCAAGUCACCAGGGGCCACACCUGUCCCCUGUGUUUGGAGAUGGCAGGCAAAACUAGUGGGACUCUCAGAAGGUCGGCUGAAGAAGGCUCUGUGUCAGGGGUUGGGCACUGUGUGUUCAGGAGGCCUGGGUUAGGUCCGGCUUGCCAUGUUUGAGUGGCAAAACCCUGGAGAGGUUAUUUUACCCUGGAUGCCACGAUAUCCCCAACAGGUAGAAUCCAAAUUGCUCUCAGUGACCCAAGGCUGUGUGGCAUUCUGUCCCAGGAUCAUCUUGCCCAGGCACAAGGAUUUAGGAUACUCCCUAACUUCUACCAUACAGGGGAACCUAGGACUCAGGGGGUAUCACUGCCCUUCAUUCCUUCGACUCCCAAUGCAGCAACCCCUCUCACCAGUCAAUCAUCCAGGAUCCCUGCCUGAGAAGACCCUAGUCCCUGGCCCCUCCCCUAAGAAAGAGGUCUAGGACAGCCUGGUUCGUGCUGGACUCAGGUGGGGUGGGGCUGAUGGUUGAGGCACCCGGCUGAAAGCUUUGAUCCGCAGUGGGAGGAGCUUGUGCCCACGUGAAGGGGUCUGGAUGGAUCUCUGUGGGCACAGCCUUUUCUCCUGGGAUGGAUGACUGGCGAGGGAGUGACUUCAGGAGACGUUGAUGGGAGACCAGGGGUCCCUGUGCAUGGUGUGUGUAUGUGACCAUAGUGUUGGGUGCCGGGUGGGCAGUUGGGGUUGGACUGCUGUGUGGCUCUUGUGUGGUGGCUUCCUAAGGGAAGGAAGGAGGCGGCUGAGAGCGCCCCCUGAACUGGCCCUUUGGCCGCUGAGGGCUCCAAGACGCCAGCCCCGCCCUCCCAACGCGAGACCACGCCCAUCGUGGCCCCGCCCAGAGGGAGGCCCCGCCCCCGGCCUGCUUUUGCGCUCCGAGCGCUCCACGCUGCGCCGCCGCAAGCAAUGGUUCACAGGGCCCGGCGCUGGGCGCGCGGCCCCGGGCGGAGGCGCGGGGCCGGGGCGGGACCCCACGGGGUCGCCAGGCUUGCGGCGAGCAGCCGAGUAUCGUCGUAGGGGACGCGGGGCGCGCGUGGGCCGGGGUGAGCAUGAGGACUCUCCGCAGGUUGAAGUUCAUGAGUUCGCCCAGCCUCAGUGACCUGGGCAAGAGGGAGCCGGGCGCGGCGGGCGCGGACGAGCGGGGCACGCAGCAGCGCCGGGCCUGCGCCAACGCCACCUGGAACAGCAUCCAUAACGGCGUGAUCGCUGUCUUCCAGCGCAAGGGGCUGCCCGACCAGGAGCUCUUCAUCCUCAACGAGGGUGUCCGGCAGCUGCUGAAGACAGAGCUGGGGUCCUUCUUCACUGAGUACCUGCAGAACCAGCUGCUCACAAAGGGCAUGGUGAUCCUUCGUGACAAGAUACGAUUUUACGAGGGACAGAAGCUGCUAGACUCGCUGGCGGAGACCUGGGAUUUCUUCUUCAGUGACGUGCUACCCACGCUGCAGGCCAUCUUCUACCCCGUGCAGGGCAAGGAGCCGUCAGUGCGCCAGCUUGCCCUGCUGCAUUUCCGGAACACCAUCACCCUUAGCGUGAAGCUGGAGGACGCGCUGGCCCGCUCCCACGCUCGUGUCCCCCCUGCCAUCGCACAGAUGCUGCUGGUACUGCAGGGAGUCCAUGAGUCUAGGGGUGUGACCGAGGACUACCUGCGCCUGGAGACACUGAUCCAGAAGGUGGUGUCACCGUACCUGGGCACCUACGGCCUCUACUCCAGCGAAGGGUCCUGCACCCAUUCCUGCAUUCUUGAGAAACGGCUCCUGCGCCGCUCCCGCUCCGGGGAUGUCCUAGCCAAGAACCCGGUGGUGCGAUCCAAAAGCUACAACACGCCCCUGCUCAAUCCCGUGGCUGAGCAUGAAGCUGAGGGUACAGCGGCCGGUGGUACAAGCAUCCGCAGGCACUCAGUCUCCGAGAUGACAUCUUGUCCUGAGCCCCAGGGCUUUGUGGACACACCUGGUCAGGGCCCCUCGGGGACCUUCAGGUCCUCUCCGACACCCCACUCAGGGCCUUGCCCCAGCAGACUAUACCCCCCUGCCCAUUCUUCCGAGCAGGGCCCAGCCCACGGCUCCCCACCCACCUCCAGCCCUGAGACACUGGUGGACCAGAUCCUGGAGUCGGUGGACUCAGACUCCGAGGGAAUAUUCAUUGACUUUGGGCGGGGUAGUCGCUCCAGUGUGUCUGACUUUGAUGCAACCGGAAGCCGACCGAGGGUUGUGUGAUGACCUGAGGUUAGUUCUUGUUUUUACUGGCCCGUGUGUGUGUGUGUGUGUGUGUGUGUGUGUGUGUGUGUGUGUGUGUGUAUGUGUGCGCGCAUGUCUGUAUAUGUGUGCGUGAGAGACUUGUUACUCUUUCCGAAUCUCGCCAGCCCCCUUGUCACACUGCCUUGGUCACUUGUUACUCCCAGUCUGUUGGAAAACCUAUCCACUUCCCAUGCUCACCCCAGGUCUGAUUGGGACAUCCCGUUGGCACCACCCAGAUACUCAGCCACCUCGAGGAUGUGGUCACCAUGUGCCCUCCUGCCUGCCCCACCCUUGGUGCCCACACCUACCCAGGAAAAUGUGAAGCCAGUGGGUUCUGCCUGUGCCAGCCCAGCUUGGCCCCCACAGUGACGGGACUCACGCCACAGCCAGACCUGCCUCCCUCUGCCCUGGGUGGCCACGAAACAGGAAGGCAUGAAAUAAAGUUACAGCUCCAGG